This is a messenger RNA of Enhydra lutris kenyoni (northern sea otter), 4704 nucleotides long. RefSeq names its product non-SMC condensin II complex subunit D3. The record is from RefSeq and is a predicted model, not a curated record. Gene Ontology annotation, molecular function: histone binding. Gene Ontology annotation, biological process: meiotic chromosome condensation; mitotic chromosome condensation. Gene Ontology annotation, cellular component: condensed chromosome, centromeric region; condensin complex. The transcript has 36 exons. Lineage: Eukaryota; Metazoa; Chordata; Mammalia; Carnivora; Mustelidae. Bases 1 to 4494 code for a protein of 1497 amino acids.
AUGGUGGCGCUGCCGGGCCUUGGGAGCGGCCUGCAGCCUUGGUGUCCGCUGGAUCUCAGCCCUGAAUGGGUGGACACAGUAUGGGAACUGGAUUUCACAGAGACUGAGCCUUUGGAUCCCAGCAUAGAAGCAGAAAUCCUAGAGACUGGAUUGAAUGCAUUCACAAAACUAUAUGAAAGUGUUUUCCCCUUUGCUACUGAAGAACAUGGAUCUACAGAGAGCAUUUGGACCUUCUUCAUUGAGAACAGUAUUUCUCACAGGGCACUGGUGGCAUUGUUCUAUCACUUUGUUCAAACAGUUCAUAAGAAAAGUGUCAGCGUGCAGUAUCGACAAUAUGGUCUUCAUGCUGCUGGGCUUUAUUUUCUGCUGCUGGAAGUACCAGGCAGUGUAGCCAAUCAGGUGUUCCACCAAGUGAUGUUUGACAAAUGUAUUCAGAUUCUAAAGAAGAGCUGGCCUCAGGAAUCUAACUUGAAUCGGAAAAGAAAGAAAGAGCAGCCUAAGCAUUCUGAGACAAAUCCAAGAGGGAAUAGGAAAAGAGGAAAGCCACCUAGGAAAGAAGAUAUUGAGGUGGAUGAAAUAGAAGAACAGGAAGAUGAAGAAAGUAUUUGUUUUUCUGCUCGAGACCUUUGUCAAAUUCGAAAUACCAUCUUUCACCUUUUGAAGAAUUUUUUAAGGCUGCUGUCUAAAUUUUCUCUGAAAGAAAAGCCACAGUGCAUACAAAAUUGCAUAGAAGUCUUUGUUGCAUUAACUAAUUUUGAACCAGUUCUUCAUGAAUUUCAUGUGACCCAGGCCAGAAACCUUAACCAAGUAAAAUAUGUACCAGAACUGGCCUAUCAUGGAUUGUAUUUGCUGUGCUCCCCCAUUCAUGGAGAAGGAGAUAAGGUUAUAGGUUGUGUUUUCCAUCAAAUGCUGAAUGUGAUAUUAAUGUUAGAAGCAGGUGAAGGAGCCCAUCGUGCUCCCCUUAGUAUUACAACAUCAGUUAUCAACGGUAGAAAGCAGGCGGUCCAGUUUAUCAGUUCACUUGUGGAUGAACUGAAGGAAAUUGUAUUCCCAGUCCUUCGUAUCUUACUCCAGCACAUCUGUGCCAAGGUGACUGAUAAAUCAGAGUAUCGGACCUAUGCAGCCCAGUCCUUGGUCCAGCUGCUCAGCAAACUUCCCAGUAGGGAAUAUGCUACAUUCAUUGCCUGGCUUUACAGAUAUUCACGAAGUUCGAAGAUCCCACACAGGGUUUUUACUCUAGAUGUUGUCUUAGCUCUAUUGGAACUGCCUGAAAGAGCGGUAGAUAACACUCUCUCGAUGGAGCAUCAGAAGAUCUUAAAGCAUAAGUUCUUGGUACAGGAAAUUAUAUUUGACCGUUGUGUAGACAAGGCACCGACUGUCCGCAGCAAGGCACUGUCCAGUUUUGCACAUUGCCUGGAGGUAUCUGUUACCACUGCAUCGGAGAGCAUACUGGAACUUCUGAGUAACAGUCCUGCAAUUUCAAGAAUAGAGAGCCGUCCUGGUAUCUUACCGAGAAAUUCAUCAGCUUUUUCCUUUCAGAGGCAAACACUUAACCCUUCUGGAGGCUCAGGGGUGAACAAUAUAGACAGCAGUGGUGAAACAGAUGGAUCUCGGGUGAGAUGUGUCAUGGCAAUGCUGAGAAAGAGAAUCAGGGAUGAGAAGACCAAUGUCAGGAAGUCUGCACUGCAGGUACUAGUGAGUAUUUUGAAACACUGUGACAUCUCCAGUAUGAAAGAAGAGCUAUCACUUCUGCAAGACCAGUGUCGGGACCCUGCAGUAUCUGUCCGAAAGCAGGCCUUACAGUCUCUUACGGAACUUCUUGUGGCCCAACCUGGAUGUGUCCAGAUACAGAAAGCCUGGCUGAUAGGAACCAUCCCAGCUGUGAUGGACUGUGAGAGCACAGUGCAGGAAAAGGCUCUGGAAUGCCUUGACCAGCUCCUGUUACAGAACCUUAAGCAUUACAAUAAAUUCCAUACUGGAGACAAUAGCCAGGUACUGGCUUGGGCACUUCUUACUCUCCUUAGUACAGAAAACCAGGAACUGAGCCGCUAUUUAAAUAAGGCUUUUCAUAUCUGGUCCAAGAAAGAGAAAUUCUCAUCCAGUUUUAUAAACAAUGUGAUAUCCUACACUGGCACAGAACAUUCUGCACCAGCCUGGAUGCUGCUCGCCGAGAUUGCUUGCUCAUCCCCCAAGCUGGACUACACCAAAAUAAUAGAGUCUUGGGAGAAAAUCAGCAGUCAACAGAAUCCCAAUUCAAACACCUUAGGACAUAUUCUGUGUGUUAUUGGGCAUAUUGCGAAGCAUCUUCCUAAGAGCACCCGGGACAAGGUGACCGAUGUGGUCAAGUGUAAGCUGAAUGGAUUCCAGUGGUCUCUAGAGUUGAUCAGCUCAGCUGUUGAUACUUUACAAAGACUCUGUAGAGCAUCUGCAGAGACACCUAUGGAAGAACAGGAACUACUGAAACAGGUGUGUGGGGAUAUCCUCUCCACCUGUGUGCAGUCACUCUCUGACAUAGUUCUGAAGCAAAGUGGACCCAGGAAUAUGGAUGAAGACCUAUUUGUGAAGUACAUUUUUACCUUAGGAGAUAUAGCCCAGCUUUGUCCAGCCCGAGUGGAGAAGCGAGCAUUCCUUCUGAUUCAGUCCAUUCUAGCUUCUUCUGUUGAUACAGAUCAUCCAACAUCUUCUCAAGGUAGCAGUGAAGCCCCAGUCUUUCAGCCACUCUCCCCAGUCAGAAGCUGUGUCAUGCCUUCCGUGAUUAGAGCACAUGCCAUCAUUACCUUGGGUAAGUUAUGCUUACAGCAUGAGGAUCUUGCAAAGAAGAGCAUCCCGGCCCUUGUGCGAGAGCUGGAAGUGUGUGAUGAUGUGGCUGUUCGCAACAAUGUUGUCAUCGUCAUGUGUGAUCUUUGUAUCCGGUACACUGUCAUGGUGGACAAGUACAUUCCCAAUAUCUCCAUGUGUCUGAAGGAUUCAAAUCCAUUCAUCCGAAAGCAAACACUCAUCUUGCUUACGAAUCUCUUGCAGGAAGAAUUUGUGAAAUGGAAGGGCUCUCUGUUCUUCAGAUUUGUCAGCACUCUGAUAGAUUCACACCCAGACAUUGCCAGUUUUGGGGAGUUUUGCCUGGCUCACCUGUUACUGAAGAGGAACCCUGUCAUGUUCUUCCAGCACUUCAUUGAGUGUAUCUUCCACUUUAAUAACUACGAGAAGCAUGAGAAGUAUAACAAGUUUCCCCAGUCAGAGAGAGAGAAGCGGCUGUUUUCACUGAAGGGAAAGACAAAUAAGCAGAAACGAAUGAAAAUCUACAAAUUUCUUCUGGAACACUUCACAGAUGAACAGCGAUUCAAUAUCACUUCUAAAAUCUGUCUUAGUAUUUUGGCAUCCUUUGCUGAUGGCAUCCUGCCCCUAGACAUGGAAGCCAGUGAAUUGCUCUCAGAUACAUUUGAGGUCCUCAGCUCAAAGGAGAUCAAGCUUUUGGCCAUGAGAUCUAAAGCAGAUAAGGACCUCCUUUUAGAAGAAGAUGACACAGCAUUGGCCAGUGCAGUCAUGCAGGAAGCUCAGAAGAGGCUCAUCUCACAAGUUCAGAAGAAGAAUUUUAUAGAAAAUAUUAUUCCAAUAAUCAUCUCCCUGAAGACUGUACUAGAGAAAAAUAAGAUCCCAGCUUUGCGGGAACUCAUGACCUAUCUCAGGGAGGUGAUGCAGGAUUACCGUGAUGAAAUAAAGGAUUUCUUUGCAUUAGACAAGCAGCUGGCAUCAGAACUUGAAUACGACAUCAAGAAGUACAACGAGCAGCUAGCGCAGGAGCAGGAGCUGGCAGGACAAGCAGAUGUGAGUGGGGUGGCUUACAGGGCCAGGGAGACACAAAGACCACAAGUAGCAUUGUGUUCGGAAGUAAUGCCAGCUCUUGCUGGCCAGGAAGGUGCCACUGUGCCUGCUGCUGCUACCCAGCCCUCAACACCCAGGGCGGCUGCUGGCCAAGCACCGCCUCUGUCUCCUUCCCUUGAGGCUGGGCUAUUGAAGAGGUUCAUGCCCAAAGGCAGGCCCAUGUCCCUGAGCACCAUCGCAAUCCUGAAUUCUGUCAAGAAGGCUGUGGAGUCCAAUAGCAGGCACCGGAGUCGGAGCACAGGAGCGUUGCCAUUCCCAUUAAGCUCUCAAAGCCUGGACAAAAUGUGCAAUCGUGCAAACUCCUACAGCCUGGAGCAGGAGUCCAGUGGAGCUGUGGACCAUGUAACUAAACGAGCGAUCAGUACUCCCGAGAGGACCAUCAAUGAUGUCACAUUUGGAUUAGGAGUCAGCUACAUAGGCACACCACGGACACCUUCAGUCAAAGAGAAAAUUGAAGCCCAGUGUCAAGGAAAUGACAUUUUAUGUUUAUCGCUUCCUGAUAAACCGCCGCCACAGCCUCAGCAGUGGAAUGUGAAGUCCCCAGCCAGAAAUAAAGAUAACCCAGCCCCUAGCAGGAGGUCACUCAGAAAGACACCCCUGAAAACAGCCAACUGAAACAGUCAUUCAGGAGUAUCCGGGAGGCAAGAGCUCUAAGGAGAUGUUGUCUCCUGCCUGUGGAAAGGCAGAAUCCACCUCCCUCACUCCGAGGGUGAGGGAGACUUUUACUAUGUGAUACCAGAGUUUUUUCUUGUGACUCCAGCACUCUGUUUAUCUGUGUGGCUGGCCAACCUUUUACAUUUCUCUUUAGGCAAUAUGUGGUAAAAA